AACUAUAUAAGAUGGAUAUUAAUUAUUUAAUAUCAGAAGACAAGAUUCUUCGCUCUCCUUGGAUUUCGACUGAUAUACCCAAAAUCUCCUUGACAGAAUUUCUCACUUUGGCGUUGGAGAAAUACGGUGAUAAACCGUUAGUGGUUUCACACGACAAAUCUCGUUCUUAUACUGCCCAAGAUGUCCUUCUGAGCAGUAGACGAUUUGCUAGCGCCCUCAUACGACGUGGUCUCAAACUAGGAGAUGUAUUUUGCAUUUGCACCGCUAAUAACGUUGAUUAUGCGGCCGCGGCAUUAGGAGCAAUGAAUGCAGGAGCAAUCAUUACUUUGGGAAAACCCAUGGAUAAAGCGGAGGAACUUCGCUUUAGGCUGGAACAAACUAAUUCUGUUUACCUGUUGGUGGAGAAAAAGAAUUUAGAUAAAGCAAAGGAAGCGACGAAAUAUUUACCAAAUUUUCAGGAGAUACUGGUGUUUGAGAAAUCUGAAGAUUGUCCAUCGUUUUUGGAACUUGUUGAGGAAGAUGACGGAUCUGCCUUUACUGGUUCUCCUGCGAUUGAUCCUAAAGAAACGCCUUUACUGUUAACGUUUUCUAGUGGAACUACUGGAUUACCCAAAGCCAUUGUACAUACUCAUUACACUUUUCUUUCUGCAGUUAUCAUUGCCACACAUCCAUCUGUUUGGAAGAUUUCCCAGGAUGACAUUGUUCUUGGAAUGUAUCCAUUUUGCCACGUGGCGGGUUUUCUCUUUCUAAUUAUUACUCUGUCUGAAGGAGUAACUCUAAGCGUUGUGCCGUCCUACGAGUCGGAUUUAUUUUUGGAGGUCAUAGAAAAACAUAAGGUUUCUGUUGUUCCAGUAGCAGUUUCAAUAGUUUAUCGACUUCUUAGAAAUCCCAAUGUGCACCAGUAUAACCUCACCAGUGUAAAGGAGAUUUUAACAGGGGGAGCUCCUCUCAAUCAGGAAUCCAAUGAAGAAGUUGUUAUGAAGGCUUUUCCAUUCCUAAGAUCUUUCCGACAAUGUUAUGGAUUAAGUGAAAUUCUUAGUGUUGCUUCUGUGGAAAAAGGAAACAUUACUCCUAACUCCGUUGGAAAACUAACUCCUUCAACAGAACUGAAGGUCGUUGAUCUCGCCACGGGGGUCGCUUUAGGCCCAAAUGAAGGUGGAGAAUUUUAUGUUCGUGGUCUUCAGAUGAUGAAAGGCUAUCUUGAUAACCCCAAAGCUACAGCAGAAGUUUUUACGGAAGAUGGUUGGUUUAAAACAGGAGAUUUCGGCCAUUAUGAUUCGGAGGGAAAUCUCUACAUCACUGACAGAUUAAAAGAAAUGAUCAAAUCAGGAUUUCAUCAGGUUUCUCCUACUGAAAUAGAGUCUGUAUUAUGUAGCCAUCAGGUAAUAGAGGACGCUGCAGUAGUUGGAAUCCCAGAUUCCACUUUAGGAGAAGUACCUUAUGGAUUUGUUGUGAUCAGACCAGAUAGUCACGUGACACCUGAAAACAUACUUCGUUUUAUUUCAGCUCGUCUAGCGCCACAGAAACAGCUGAAGGGAUUGGAGUUUAUAGACAAAAUUCCUCGAUCACAGUUCGGCAAGAUCGAACGUAAAUAUUUGAAAGAUCAUGUAGUCCAAAAACUGAAGAAAUAGCCACUUGUCAGUGGCUCUCAGACAACAUACAAUAUAUAUAUUUGAUGGUUUCAGUUGAUGUGUAGAAACAGUAUUUUCUAUGAAUUAAACGGCUACACGAUAAAAGCAUAUAUUUUUUUAUAUCUUAUAUGAAUUUGUUUGAGUUUUUGUUAUAUAUCAUUAAAACUUCAGAAUAUGUGUUUAGGAUGUUUGACUCGCAAUGUUUCGAUCGUGGGAUCGAAACUCGUCGUAGAACAACUCCUCGUUUUAGUUGUGGGAGUGUUAUAAUAUGGCGGUCAGUCCAAGUAUUCAUUAGUAGAUAUUAGUGAAAUUCAACACACAACAACCACAGGUGUAUCAGA
Messenger RNA from Limulus polyphemus (Atlantic horseshoe crab), 1972 nucleotides. RefSeq names its product 4-coumarate--CoA ligase 1-like. The transcript is spliced from 10 exons. Bases 12 to 1631 code for a protein of 539 amino acids. Lineage: Eukaryota; Metazoa; Arthropoda; Merostomata; Xiphosura; Limulidae. Gene Ontology annotation, molecular function: CoA-ligase activity. The record is from RefSeq and is a predicted model, not a curated record.